AAAUUAUAGUAUAUUCUGUAAAAAUUUGGCGGGAAUUUGGAAACUUUGUUGACUUUGUAACCUUUGUGUUCUUCUGAAUUUUGAAACUCAUUGUUUUUAAUUUAAUAAUUUCACAGAAAAAUGGAAAAAUCGGUUGGGUCAACUAUUGAAGAAAUUAAAUUACAAGAGCAGGACAAAGAGAUAAAACUAAAGGAAAAACGUGAAUUGGAUGCUACAAAAGCAACUUUGCACAGAGCCAUACGAGAUACUAUCGCCCAAAGUGAGAAGGCUAAAGAGGAAAUAUUGGCUCUGCAGAACAAAACAGAUCGACUUCGUUCGAGGCUGGAAAUAGAAAACAUAAAUAGAAAUGCACUUUCAUUGCAAAUUGACGCUUGCAGUAAGGAACUUGAGGAAUUAAGAGCCAAAUCUGACCAGGGCAUUUCAGAAGUAUGGAACAUCCGCGCAUCACUGAGCGAAGCAGUCCACAGCGUGGCUGAUGAGUGUGAUCUCUGGGCUCUGCUCAUGAAACCGAGCAUCGAAACCAAGCCCAGGCCAGCCCCAGUCGGUCCUGUAGUGCCGGAACCAGUUCCAGAGAAUGAGGAGAGGCUAAAGGAGGCUUUAGCGAAGCGGGAACGCAUGCGAGCAGAGCGAGAUCGCUUACUAUCUGAGCCUGAUGUUGGUGAUGAAUAUUUAAGGAUUAAAAAUGCUUUACGCUAUUCGUUAGAAAUGACUACUCAACUCAAAAAGGCUUUGUAAAAUUUUAUGAAUACUCAGAAGAAUAAUUUCAAAUUUUGACAUUUUAGUUUUACCACAGACCCGAUAUUGCCA
This is a messenger RNA of Plutella xylostella (diamondback moth), 807 nucleotides long. RefSeq lists its product as uncharacterized. Lineage: Eukaryota; Metazoa; Arthropoda; Insecta; Lepidoptera; Plutellidae. The record is from RefSeq and is a predicted model, not a curated record.